GAUCACGUUGGUUUUGAAAUAUUUUCUUUGUCACAGUCAUCACAGGACACUAUUAUGGUUUUGUUUGAUGGUAAAAGGUGCUACUCAGGAAGUGAGGCCGACUUCAGCUCCUCCAGCAGCACAGGCAGCCUGAAGACCAGGGAGGGCCUUGCCUCUGUUUCAGCUGGAAAGCGGCCUCCUCCACGCAGUCGCGGCUCCCACGUCAGACCGCUCCCAGUGUUCAAACCGCCCGGGAGCCCCACAGCCAGCCGCAAUGCGGAGCUCUACGCUCCCUACAGGACUCCUCCCAGAGCUGCCUCCUCCACCACCACCACCAACAGCAGCAGCUGCCACUCCAGCCCCACCUCCAGAAGAGCGCCCCCGGGCCGCUUCCACUCCUGCGGGGACAACCAUGGCAUCAGACCCCCGAACCCUGAGCAGUAUCUCACCCCUCUACAGCAGAAGGAAGUGGCCAUCAGACACCUGAAGACCAAACUGCUGGAGUCUGAGAACACAGUCCGUGACAGAGAGACGGAGGUUGAGGAGCUUAAGUCCCAGCUUGGCAGAAUGAGAGAAGACUGGAUUGAAGAAGAGUGUCACCGGGUGGAGGCUCAGCUGUCCCUCAAAGAGGCUCGCAAGGAGAUCAAGCAGCUGCGCCAGGUGGUGGAAACGAUGAAGAGCAGCCUGAUGGAGAAGGACAAGGGCAUACAGAAGUAUUUCAUCGACAUCAACAUCCAAAACAGGAAGUUGGAGUCCCUGCUGCAAAGCAUGGAGCUUGCCCAGAGCGGCAGCCUCCAGGACGAGAACGCCUUGGACUUCAUCUGCGACAGCCCGACCGACUGCGGGAAGAAGCUGGCGGGCGAGGAAGAGGGUGGCAUGGAGCUGGGGACGCAGGGGGCGGAGGCGAUGGCGGACAGCGGGCUCCUGGUGAACGAUGAGAUGGCCAACAGGGCGGACAUUUUGGAGCAGAUCUUCAUGUCCACCGCGGUGGAUUUUAGUCACGACUGUAGUGGCAAGCUGAGCGCGGGCACGGAGUCUGGGCCCGGGGUGUCUGCGCUGUCGGAGGAGGAACAGUUGAUUGAUGACUCUACUGCACCCCCAAUGGCUCCACCAAACACGGUGUCCACCACCAUCACCCUCUCCUCGAGCAAACUCUCCCAGCAGACCACGGAGGAUAAAGGGAUCCAGACCGAGACGAUGUCCGUGUCUCCAGACUUGCAGACUGUGCUCUUCCAGCUGCUGAAGUUCCACGGGGCCACGGGGGUGGACGCGGCUCCGUCGGCCUCCAGCAGUCUCCCGGGUGCCCCGAACCUGCCCACCUCCACCGCUGCCAGCCUCCCCGACUCGACGGCCAGCGUGCCCGGUUCCGCUCCCCCAGAGAGCCCCGACACCUCCGGCGACUCCGGCCUGUGCUGCUCGGAACCUGCGGAGAGCCGGCGGUUCAUGGAGGAGCUGGACUUUAGCGUCGGCGAGGAGGAGGAGCCUCGCCUGUCUCCGGGACAGGGCGUGGUCGGCAAGCGCUACUGGAGCAGCAGCUUCCUGGUGGACCUGGUCGCCGUGGCAGCCCCCGUGCUGCCCACGGUGGCCUGGCUGUACUCGCGGCACGGUGUGGACGGGAGCGCUCCGGUGUACAACAUUGCGGCGCUCAUCAGGGGCUGUUGCAUCAUGGGAUUGCACUCUCUUCGUCACGUCGCCCACAGGCCGGAUGCGUAA
Molecule: messenger RNA, 1692 nt
Organism: Cyclopterus lumpus (lumpfish)
Lineage: Eukaryota; Metazoa; Chordata; Actinopteri; Perciformes; Cyclopteridae
Gene: sybu
Product: syntabulin (syntaxin-interacting)
Exons: 5
Coding region: 55-1692 (545 amino acids)
Biological process (GO): synapse maturation; axonal transport of mitochondrion
Cellular component (GO): vesicle; cytoplasmic microtubule
Source: RefSeq, a predicted model, not a curated record